Molecule: messenger RNA, 396 nt
Organism: Clunio marinus
Lineage: Eukaryota; Metazoa; Arthropoda; Insecta; Diptera; Chironomidae
Source: the annotation of a GenBank genome assembly
AUGGCUUUUGUUAAGGUGAACAUGAAUUUACGAUCGAACUCCCUUUGGGUUAUUUACAGAAAUGAACUGGAAAGGAAAAUACGAAAAAAAUCAAUUUCAAUGCGAUUGUUGUUUCUGAGAAUCUCAAGAAUCGUUCUUCAAUUGGCUUCACUUUUUCACUUAUUCUCUACUUCGGCAGUGGACGUUUUACCAUUUUUGAUUUCCCAUAACAAGCAGAGCUGUGAAGAGAUUUUCAACGUGACGAAUUUUAUUGUGUUUGGUCUUUUGUUUACUCCUCGACUGCGCUUCAUAAACAAUUCAGAACAGACAAUGACUAGCAUUUCCCCCAAUGCAGAUGACGAAAUCAUGAGCAUUUUAGAAUUUAUUACAUCAUUGAUGUUCAAAUCUCAUCAUUAA